This is a messenger RNA of Pungitius pungitius (ninespine stickleback), 1113 nucleotides long. RefSeq names its product transmembrane protein 275a (gene tmem275a). The transcript is spliced from 2 exons. The record is from RefSeq and is a predicted model, not a curated record. Lineage: Eukaryota; Metazoa; Chordata; Actinopteri; Perciformes; Gasterosteidae. The coding region runs from base 477 to 1097 and encodes 206 amino acids.
CGCCACGCCCCCCUCCGUCAUCGCAGGAUGACCUCCCUGGUGCUGCGUGCGUCUCGGUCCACAUCAGGAGCAGCGCGCGGUGCUGUUUCCAGAGGAAAUGCCAUCUUCCUCACGUAGCGGAUCUGUGGCGUCUCCUCCUCGCGGCAGACCCCCGGGCGGCUCGCACCGCGCCGCCUCUGCGUUUCCGUGGACACCGAUUUGAAAGGUUGGCAUGAGUUGUGCCCUCAGCGGGAUGAAAUACCCUCGUUCGGUUUUUUUUUGCGUCCUUCCAAGCGCUCGGUAAUUACCCCCGGUAAUUAGACAUGGGAAUGUACUGUUUUUUAACAAUGGAAACAUCUGCAUCGAGACACAGGACAAAGAUGUUUCCCGGCCUGUGAAUGCAUUCAAACCUUGCCAUGGGGAAAAGUCUGGACUGAAACACGGGGAGAUUUGAUUACACCGUGGAAGAGAGAGAGGGAGAGCCCGCAGGUGGAAACAUGGUCAUCACUGAUAGAAACACUGGCACCCCUGUACCUAAAAAGGAGCCCCAGAAGAAGACGAGGAGGAAGUCCCGCCCUCACGGCCUGCCUUCUCCGGCGCUCUGCUGUGCGUGCGGCCUGUGCAUCAUGCUGGCUGGACUCAACAUCACCCUGGUGGGAGCGUUCGCCUUCAGCACUCUGGUGCCUUCCGCCAAUCCCCCGAUCAUCAUCGGCCCGAUCCUUCUGCUGGUGGCCUUCUCCUUCUUCGGGGCCUGCUGCGUGUGCAGCCGCCUGCCCCCUCCCAACAGCUCCCGGAGGUCCAAGUUGGGCGGCAGGGGCGCGGGGCUGAUGGGACACGGCGGGCUGGCCGGCGGGGCGGCGUUUGAAAUCGAGACCAGCGAGCACACGCUGCAGGACACCACGGCGGUGCAGCUCAGCCCCACGUCAUCCGCCGGUUCGUCGAGGGCGUCCAGCCCGGAGAAGGAGGCGCCUGACGCCGCCCUACCCGGACACUGCAAGCUCUUCACCAUGGAGACCAAUGGCCCCCUUUCGGUUUCCGCCACCGCAGUCUACUCGGCCUCCACAGGAGCAGGAGGGGAGGUGAGGCUCAACCUGCCACGUGAAGGAGCGGUCGCCUAGCAAAGCAGAGACUCUG